Mesorhabditis spiculigera is the source of this 447-nucleotide messenger RNA. The record is from the annotation of a GenBank genome assembly. NCBI's taxonomy places the organism in Eukaryota, Metazoa, Nematoda, Chromadorea, Rhabditida, Rhabditidae.
AUGAGACGGGCGACAAUCGGGCAAACUGUCUAUCAUCGCUGGAAAUGUGUCAAUUACGAUAACCCAUUUUGCAUCCUCGUCCAUAGUUGCUUCGUGGAAUCGGACGACGGGCAAAAAGUUCGGCUAGUUGAUUCCAACGGUUGCUCCACUGACCGUACUAUCAUGCCACAAUUGGAAUACGUUGGGGAUUUGGAAGUGGGACAGACAUCACAAGCCUGCUCAUUCGCAGACCGCACCCAAGUAUCAUUCCAAUGCCAGAUCAGCGUGUUUCCGAGGAACGGCGAAUGCCCAGCAGGACCCAAGGAAUACGAUGGGCACCACGCAACGUUCUAUCCAACCACGGCAGACCGCUUACAUGUCACGUGGUACGGUAACGGCGACGUCAGCGAGUCCAACGACAAGCUACAAAUCACCGUCUACACCCUCUACAACCCCAUCGACAACCAU